This is a messenger RNA of Venustampulla echinocandica, 279 nucleotides long. RefSeq lists its product as uncharacterized. The record is from RefSeq and is a predicted model, not a curated record. Bases 1 to 279 code for a protein of 92 amino acids. The transcript is spliced from 3 exons. NCBI's taxonomy places the organism in Eukaryota, Fungi, Ascomycota, Leotiomycetes, Helotiales, Pleuroascaceae.
AUGGUCAUGUCUACUAAGAUUAUCGAUAAAUAUGCUAAACAACUGGCUGACCUGCGGGAAAAGAAAAUCCAAAAGAUAAAGGACGUUGAAAACGCCGAGGCCGAGAUGAGGUGCAUUGAAGAUGUGCGAGAAAAUCGGAAGGGCCACAAAGACCGAGCGACGUUCGAUACGAGUGCCACCAUUCAGCUCCAAGCGCAGAGAUUGGAUUCGUUGAAGGAUGAGCUCAGAGAAAUUGAGCGGGACAUCAGGGACUUUGAGGAUCUUGUGUCGGGAGCGUGA